AUGAACCAACUUCUCCUAUUAUUCAUUGGCUUUUCUGCCGUUUUUGCUGCCGACACCACCAAGAAAGCUAAAGGGCCAAAAGUUACCGAUAAGGUGUGGUUUGAUAUUGAGUCGGACGGGCGUAGGUUGGGACGAAUCGUCAUUGGCCUCUUUGGUAAAACUGUUCCGAAAACGGCGGAGAAUUUCAUUCAACUUGCUAAGAAACCCAAGAUGUAUCAUCUUCGUCUUGCAUAUGGUAUAGCUGCAUCCUCAUCCAUUUACGGCGAAAAAUUCCCUGAUGAGAACUUCAAACUCAAACAUUAUGGGGCUGGCUGGGUGUCCAUGGCGAACGCG
Strongylus vulgaris is the source of this 333-nucleotide messenger RNA. Lineage: Eukaryota; Metazoa; Nematoda; Chromadorea; Rhabditida; Strongylidae. The record is from the annotation of a GenBank genome assembly.